Molecule: messenger RNA, 395 nt
Organism: Cylicostephanus goldi
Lineage: Eukaryota; Metazoa; Nematoda; Chromadorea; Rhabditida; Strongylidae
Source: the annotation of a GenBank genome assembly
AUGAAAGCUUGCACCAAGAAGUACGGCAGGGACACACUGAUCCAGUUCGAAGACUUCGCCAACCAAAAUGCUUUCCGACUUCUGGACAAAUACAGGAACGUUUAUUGUACUUUCAACGAUGACAUACAAGGAACCGCCGCUGUCGUCGUUGCCGGUCUUCUCACGGCUACCCGAGUCACAAAGAAACCCCUGAAAGACCACAAACUUGUGUUCUUCGGCGCUGGAGCUGCAUCCACCGGUAUAGCUGAGUUAUGUGUUCGACAGAUGGUAGACGAAGGCGCUAGUGAAGAAGCAGCAUGUGCAAACAUUUAUCUUAUGGACAUUGAUGGCCUAGUUACAAAAAGUCGUAAACAAAUUGAUGGUCAUCAUGUGAAGUUUGCGAAGGUUGGUUGAUU